AUGGCGCCCACCUCAGAAGAUUCAGACCUCUUCCUCACCGCAUCUCGUGCCAAGAAUUCUUCCUCGUCCUUCCAGAUCCGCAGAGAAGGUGCCACAGCCACGAAACGACUUCAGCAAAGAAGUCCCAGAAUUUGCUCGUCAAGCUUCUCAAAUAUACCAGAGAAUUCAAGACUACCACCUCUACGACUUCAGGGCGCAGGCGCUCGGAGGUCUCGUCAUUCACGCAAACUGUCCACUCUUGAACCCAGCUCAGCGAAAGAUAUGUAUUCGUAUCAACAGAACGAUCUCACCGGACAGCUGGUUUACUCUGGCCACACAUCAGCCCCUAGGCCUGGCUCUCAGAACCCUCUCUACCCAGAGCCAUUUGAUCAGGCACAAGACCGCUCCACCCAGACUCAUCGUAACGAUUCAUUCAUCGAGCCACCCACGCCCUUUCGCGACACCUUCCUCAAUGGCACAGCUACUACUCAGUCACGCGUGUACUCACCAUCUCUGAGCUACAUGCCGGGUCCCAAUCCAUCACUCAACAUCUACCAGCCUCCGAGUGCAUACGACACCUUCUACGAGGAUCGCGAGAACGUUCUUCGAUCGCCAGCCCGUUUCGCACCUUACGAAGACGCCUCUUACCGCCCCAGCGACCAGUAUUCUCUGCCACCAUACCGUGAGAUCAGGGCGCCACACCAUCACUACCAGAACCGGCCGCAAGAUCGUCGUGCCGGAGAGCUUGAUGUGGAGGACUGGAACUCACCGAGCUACUUCCAGCAAUCACCCUAUCGGGAUUCCAGCGCCCCCUCCUCAUCACACACACGACAUGCCAGUAACCACUCGUGCUCUUCUCAGAAGUCCCCCUCUGAUGCACCACUAUGCCAGCCAGGCACGGACCAGGAUGACGACCCAGAUUGCCGCAUCAUCCAACAACGCAAGGUGAUCAAGCCACGCCCGCAGAUGACUCCACCUGCUACCGAUUCAGCACACUCAAGCCCACGCACCAAGAAGGCAAACGGCCUGUACUACAGCCACUUCGUUGAAGCAGAAGCAGCAGCCUUCAGCAGAGCCCGCUCCCUCCUCCAUGACGACGACUGGCCCGAGGUGAAAGCCAAUCCAGCCGAGCACGUUCUGAAGCUGCUCUCCGCAUUCAAAGGAGACUACGCCAAGCAGCCAGAACAAUUCGCCCUACCCAAGGCAAGCGACAAGAGCCGCUGGAUUGCCUACCAAGACGGCCACGUCGAGAAAAUGGACAAGUACGAUGACCGCACCCUAGAAGCCGCCUGCUGGGUUCUCCUCAAGCACCUCAUCGAGGCCCAUGAGCUCGGCAUGAAAGCCCUCCGAUACCACAAAGUUGAGAACAACAUCAAAUGCUCCGAUCACGUCGACCUCGUCGCUUCCGCGAUCCGCAAAUACGCUGUGAUCCGAUACGACGUCGUCCGUCUGCAACGUCUUGACGAGCUGGUGUGCUGCACCACCAGCGCCGUCUCCCGCAAGAUUGCUAACUUCCGGGGCAACUGGAAUAAAACUGAGCGGGAGAAUGAGAAUAAGCAGAAUGCAGAGGCACAUGGCAUCAAGUAUGUGCCCGUGCUUGGAGAUAAGAAGAAACGCACGUUCGCUUCUGCGCUCGGCGAUGGGUCGGGGGCGCCAGCGGUAAAGAAGAGUAGGGGUAAGAAGAAGGUGGGCAACGAUGAGUGA
This is a messenger RNA of Cercospora beticola, 1683 nucleotides long. RefSeq lists its product as uncharacterized. NCBI's taxonomy places the organism in Eukaryota, Fungi, Ascomycota, Dothideomycetes, Mycosphaerellales, Mycosphaerellaceae. The record is from RefSeq and is a predicted model, not a curated record.